AUGGGUGGAAGUUCCCUCCAAUUUCUCCGCACUCUUAUUCUCCUUCUAUUGUGCAUGAAACCAGCUACUGGAAAUAAUUUGGGGUUAGCAGAUACUCACCUUGUCUGCAAAGAGCAUGAGAGACAAGCUCUUCUCAAGAUUAAAUAUGACCUUAUUGAUGACUAUGGCCAUCUUUCUUCUUGGAACUCCAAUCAAGAUUGUUGCAAAUGGAGUGGGGUCAGGCGUAGCAACCAAACAGGCCACGUCAUCAUGCUCAAUCUCAAUGCCUCAUCCAUUCCCUUAAGGCAUUUGCAAGUACUACAGUGGUUGUUCAAAUCCAACACUAGUGUUGUUGAACUUGAUUUCUCUUUUAACCAAUUUCAAGGUUUAAUUUCGAAUGCUUUUAGCAGAAUAAACUCUCUUGCACAUCUCUAUCUCAGUUCUAAUGAGUUUGAAGGUGAGAUACCAAAAGCCUUUGGUGGUAUGUGUAAUUUGAAAACGUUAAAUCUAUCUAGGAACUAUCUCAGUGGACAGCUUCUUGAUUUUAUUCUUAAUUUGACCGAGUGUGGAAACCACUCAUUAGAGGUUUUGAAUUUAAAGCGAAAUCAAAUCUUGGGAUCGUUACUAGAUCCCACAACAUUUCCAUCAUUGAGAGUAUUAUCGCUUUCUCAAAAUCAUUUGAAUGGGGCAAUACCUGUAAGUUUGGGAAAACUAUCCAACCUAGAGGGUCUGUAUCUUCGACAUAAUUCAUUGGAAGGUGUUAUUUCUAAAGCCCACUUCUCAAAGCUCACGAAAUUGAAAAAAAUCCCAACAAGCCCUCAACUUGAUACCUUUAAUGCAUCCUCAUAUGAGGGGAAUGCCCCGCUUCCAAAGAAAUGUCUGGGCGAAGAAAUAGCUCAAAAUCCAACUAUGAACAGGAGCAGAGAACAUGCUGGCAUGCAAGAUGAGAGAGAAGGGUUUAUAUCCAUAGGAUUUUAUGUUAGUGUGGCCCUUGGAUUUAUUGCGGGUUUCUGGGGAGUUGUUGGCACAUUAGUACUGAAUAUGUCACUGCGAGUUGCAUAUUUCAGGUUCUUGAAUGAUUUCAAAGAUAGGCUAUAUGUGGCAAUAUCAGUGAAUAUGGCCAGAGUUCAGAGGCAGCUUCAAAACUAA
Quercus robur (English oak) is the source of this 1128-nucleotide messenger RNA. Its product is annotated as receptor-like protein EIX2. Lineage: Eukaryota; Viridiplantae; Streptophyta; Magnoliopsida; Fagales; Fagaceae. The transcript has 3 exons. The record is from RefSeq and is a predicted model, not a curated record. The coding region runs from base 1 to 1128 and encodes 375 amino acids. Gene Ontology annotation, molecular function: protein binding.